Molecule: messenger RNA, 795 nt
Organism: Acanthosepion pharaonis
Lineage: Eukaryota; Metazoa; Mollusca; Cephalopoda; Sepiida; Sepiidae
Source: the annotation of a GenBank genome assembly
AUGGUGAUCAAGCGGGGAGUUCUCGCUUCCUUACGCCUCCUAGUCGUGCUUAGGUUCCCAGGUAGGCGCGUGUCAACGGCCCGUGUUUAUGUACGACUGGCCGAGAGAGGGAUAGAGAAGAAAGUUACAGAUCGAAUUCAUAGGAAGCUAUCCCGUGUUUUAAUAUUUAUCAACCUACAUUCUUUCAACCAUUUUUUCUCAUUCUCUGCGCGUCUUUCUUUUCUUACUUCUGCUAUUCUUCAUCCUCUGUCGAUUUUGUUACUCUCCUCUUUCAUCUCACAUUUGUACUCUUCUCUUUGCUUUUCCUUUUUCUUCUUCCCUCACAUCUUCCUCGGUCCGUUCUCUUUAAUCUCAUCUCCUUUGUCACUCACCUCCCUUUCGUACUCCUUAAUUAAUGUUCGCCGACGUCUCUUCGACUUCCUCUUCCAUCUUUUUUCUUUUUUUUCUUUCUCCUUCCUGUUCUACAUAAUCAUUUCCGGUUUAUUUUCCAUCUUUAUUUCUUCCUAUCCCCUUCUCCGUCCCUCUCCCUUUUAUUCUAUGUAUUUUAACUAUAACCUCCUUUUCAUCUCUCUCGUUUCCAAUUCCCUACUUCUUCUCAACUUUCUUGCUUAUUCCUAUUACGUCUUUCUCUCCCUAACCUCUCCUAUUUCUCCCUUCAUUUCUCACCUAUUCUACGCCUUUCAAGUUUGUUCUUCUCUCGAUCUCAUUCCUUCUCGUUCAUUUAUUUAUCUUCCUUCUCUUUUCCCCACGAUUUCUUUCUCCUUUUUUUAUUGUCUUCAUCAUUGCCACCAUUAA